This is a messenger RNA of Malassezia japonica, 2676 nucleotides long. RefSeq names its product dolichyl-P-Glc:Glc1Man9GlcNAc2-PP-dolichol alpha-1,3-glucosyltransferase. The coding region runs from base 1 to 2676 and encodes 891 amino acids. The transcript has 5 exons. Gene Ontology annotation, biological process: subtelomeric heterochromatin formation. NCBI's taxonomy places the organism in Eukaryota, Fungi, Basidiomycota, Malasseziomycetes, Malasseziales, Malasseziaceae. Gene Ontology annotation, cellular component: nucleus. The record is from RefSeq and is a predicted model, not a curated record.
AUGCCAUUUGUGAAGCGGAAGCCGGUGCUCCCCUUAGGGCUGCCCGACGCGCUUGUCAGUGCAACAGAGAAGGGACAGAAUCCCAACGUCUUUUACUUGGCCGCGACAGGCGAGGUGUUUGCCGACUAUGACGAGGCGCAGCACGCGCUUGCGAUCCAAAAACGCUUCCCCGAUGCCCUCCGCGCACCUGUUCUGCGUGCUGUGCAGUUCCAAGUCACCGGCCGCCUGGACAAUUUGGUGGAACUGGUGGCCGAGCGGUUCAAGGACCGCUUCUUCAAGGAUGAAACCGUCCUGGUCGAAGUGGAUGGCGAUCGAUACCAUGCUCUGGUCAAGGAGGUCUUCCCGCCCCGCCCUGCAGACGGCGGCGCGCCUGCGCAGUACGAGCACGAGGUCGGCACGCAGCUGUGGCUCUCGCAGGAGGACGCGGCGCGUCUCGACAACCCCGCUGAAUACCUCUACUCCAUCCAGCUCGUGGACAACGAAGGGAUGUUCACAGGGAGCAUCAUGGAGGCACGCGCCAAGGUGCUCUCCCGCGAUCGCCUGGUCUUUUCCAAGUCGAUCAUGCGCAAGUACCUGCGCGACUGUGUCGUGCGCGAUCCGCAGGUAGGGAGCCCAUGGUUCGUGCGCGAGAACCUGGCGCGGCGCUUUGAUAUUCCCCUGGAACCCACGGAGGAGAUCAUGCAGAGGAACGAGGAUAUCAAGGAGGGCAAGCUUUCGAAACGCCGCAAGCUCCUCGACGGCGACGCGUCGGUAGCACGGCGCAAGGCGCGUGACGAGCGCAAAGAUCGCAAACGCGAGGAAGACAAGACGGAAAAGAAGCCGCUCAAGUUUCCGUGCGAGGAUCUGCUCUUGGACACCAUCACUGAGCAGGAGCUCAGUGCAGAGACGCCCGGCGAGCUCUCGAAACGCGCUCAGCGCCCAGAGCUCGAUGGGCCUGAACUGCUGGGCGUGCCGCAGGACCACUUUGAGCCGUACAUGAUGGUGUACUACUUCUUCCUGUCGCUUGGAAAACCGCUCGGUAUCUCGGCCAUCGCCUGGGACGACUUUGAGGGUGCCCUGCGGCAUCCCACGCACGACCCGACUUGCGUGCUUCUCUCCGAGAUGCACGGCGUGGUCCUCAAUGCGAUCGUGCGCGACGGCGCUCACUCGCGCGACCUCGCUCCUGCCGCAAUUGAUGCCAAGAAAAAGCAGGCGCUGCAGAUCCAAGCCGCCGCAGUUGCGAGUCAAACCGCCUCGCCCCACCCCCAGGAGCCGGCAGCAGAGGACGAUGGAGACAUGAGCAGUGAUAUUAGCGAGCCCGACGACUUGGACGAGUCGCCGGAGAAGAGUGUCAUGGAUGCUGCGCACUCCAUCGGGCGGGGUUGGGAGAAGAAAAUUUUGCACGCCGACGACCACCGCGCAGGCUGGGAGAACCAUUUGGUGGGCUGCCUCUCGCACCGCGCCACGCCGGAAUCGCUUCCGCGGAUGUACGCCAUCCUCUCGCUCUUGACGGGCGUAGAGCACGACGAGGCCGUCGAGGACGGCGUCUACCUCGCGCAUACGUACAAGACGGCUGCCGAGCGCUAUCCCCACCUCCCACUCGCGGACAAGAUCCAGAUCCUCUUGUUCCUGUGCCAGCUCGCGGUCGUGACACGCAACGUCAAGACGUACUACGAAGAGUGUGAAAACCACUUGACCGAGCUGCGCAAGGAGCGCCUGGAGCUCAUCCGUGUACGCAAACGCACACAGGAGCAACGCCACGAGCUCGAUGGCAUCAAGAAGCAGGAUGAGUCGCCCGUGCCUGAAGAGGAGGAGCAGGUCACGCCGAUGGAGCAAGACCCCGAGUCCAACUCGGACUCCGACUCGGACUCGGAGCAGGACGAGCUUGCAUCGGACGAUGACGAAGAGGGCAGCGAGGGCAGCGACUCGAACGAUUCGUUCGCAUCGGACGCAGGUUCGGAGCGCUACAAGCGCUUGUUUGGCUCGCGCCAGGAAUCACUGCGUGAAAAGGCGCUGCAGCGUGACGCCGAGCAGGCUCGCAUGGCGGCCGAACUUGCCAAGGCCAAGGAGCAGCAGCGCGAGUCGAAGCAGAUCAAUGCCGAGCGCAAGCGUAUGGAAGACGAAGAUCUGCGGCUUGCGCGCCGCGAAGAGGCUAUUGACCGCGAGUUUAGGCGGUACGCCAUGAUUCCUCGCCUGCGCCCGCUAGGCAAGGACCGCUUCUUGAACCGCUACUACUGGGUGGAUGGCAUCGGCACGGCAUCGCUUGCGGGAAGCAGCGGCAGCGUGCUCUACCAAACCGGCCGCGUCUUUGUCCAGGCAGCAAGCAUGCGCGAAUGGAACGACCUCUGCAAGGGCUACUCCGGCGGCUCGCAUGCCUUGACACAACGCCGCGCAUCCGAGCUGCAGAUACAGCCGGAUGCAGAGCUGGGCGAGUGGAAUGUCUACACAAAGCCCGAGCAGAUCGAGGAGCUGAUUGCUUGGCUCCGCAUCAAGGGCGUGCGUGAGAACGCACUCAAAGCUCAGCUCCUCAAGUACCGUGACUACAUCGAGGGGGGCAUGCGGAAGCGUAACGAUGACAUCGCGCUGGGCUGGCGCGAGCCAGUGGUGGAGACGCGCCGCUCGGCCCGCGCACGUACAGAGCAGUCGGCGCAGAUGCGGUUGCCGUACAUGACAUGGCGCAACGGCAAUAGCAAGUAG